AUUGAGGUUGUAUAUUUAAAAUGAGGGCUUGCAGCGUCAAGCUGCAGCAGGACUGAGGAACAUGAACAGCAUCACUGCGAUGGUUUAUUAUGGCCUGCUGCUUUUGUGCGCGUCGGUUGUCUGCGGUGAUACCGAGGUCUCCUGUCAGUUCAACGAGACGUGUAUCCUGCCCUGCAAUUUCACAGCUCACAAUGACGUCGUCGUCCACUGGAUUCAAAAGAGGCAACCAGAGUCCCGGGUUCACUCCUACUAUCACAACAAGGAUCAAGCGGGAGAGCAGGACCAGAGGUUCAGAGGAAGAACAUCUCUGUUUGAAGACCAGAUCUCAGGAGGAAACGCUUCCCUGCUGCUGAGAGGAGUGACGGUCCAGGACCGGGGCAGAUAUCUGUGUGACACCAGCACCGUCGCUGGAGAGGAGGAAAGAUUCAUCAACCUGAAUGUGCACGCUCCAGUCCAGAGGGUCAACAUUGAAAAGACACAAAAUAAGAUAAUCUGCAGCUCAGAGGAGAUCUAUCCUGAACCUGGACUCACCUGGACCACCAAUCCUCCAUCCAGCAGGAACCUGCAGAAUCCACCAAUAGUCCAUCAGACUGAACAGCAGCUUUACAGCAUCAGCAGCUCUCUGGUCCUUUCAGAUAAUGAUACGGACCUGGACUACAUCUGCACCGUCAGCACUGCAGCAAACCGCAGGAGAACCACGUUGCUUAAACCAGCUGCUCUAAAGGCAUCAGACACUGAAACUCUCAUCCCCUGCUCAUUCGCCAAUGAUCCAAUCAUAUAUCUCACCUGGAGAUUUAACCAUGAGGAGAUCAUCCUGACACAGAGCGGCGCUGAAGACGCCUACACACCUUCAGAGAGGUGGAAGCAGCACGUGGUGUCCGUGUCAGAGGCAGGAAGUCUCAUGCUGAAGGGUUUAUCUUCAGAGCAGACAGGAACUUACACGUGUGAACUCACUGAUGAAGAGGAGACUUACGUGAAAUACACCUUUCUUCAUGUAUCUAAUGACCGGACUGGAGUUAUUGUAGGAGCGGUGGGGGGUUUGCUGGUGGGUCUGCUGAUGGGUGUGCUGGUGGGUGUGAUGGUGAAGUAUGUGAGGUUAAGGAAUCUGGUGGUGGAGGAGAAUCCACCACAGAAUCCACCACAGAAUCCACCACAGAAUCCUUCAGCGAUGUUAAGGAAUGUGGUGGUGGAGGAGAAUCCACCACAGAAUCCACCACAGAAUCCUUCAGCGAGGUUAAGCAAUGUGGUGGUGGAGCCUCCACCACCACGUUCCUUAACCACCGUGGAGGAGAGGGUGAAGGGUAGAAAGCCGAAGGAUUUGGUGGUGGCUCUGGUGUUGGCAGUGGUGGGGGCUGUGGUGGGGGCUCUGGUGGUGGGUCUGCUGAUGGCUGUGUUUUUGGCUGUGGGGCUUAUGGUGGGGCAUUGGUCUACUGUAGUUAUGGGUGUGAUGGUGGGUCUGUCAGUGGGUCUGUCAGUGAAUGUGUGCUGGCCUGAUCUGAUAGGUGUGUGGGUGGUUGAGGCCAGUACACCAGUACAGCCGGUGGGUGACGCGUUGCAAGGAUUGAUUGUGGUGAUGGUGAGGGCUGCGGUGGGGGCUGUGAUGGGGGCUGUGGUGGGGGCUGCGUGGGGGGCUGUGUGGGGGCCUGUGAUAAAGGCUACAGUGGAGGCUAGGCAUACUGUGGAGGUGGAGGUGUCGACGUCGAUGGGUGUGAUGAUGGGUGUGAUGUCUGCAUUUGGGCUGGUGCUGUGGUGGGGGGUGCGGUAG
Cololabis saira (Pacific saury) is the source of this 1765-nucleotide messenger RNA. RefSeq lists its product as uncharacterized. NCBI's taxonomy places the organism in Eukaryota, Metazoa, Chordata, Actinopteri, Beloniformes, Belonidae. Gene Ontology annotation, biological process: cellular response to lipopolysaccharide; negative regulation of T cell proliferation; immune response. The coding region runs from base 62 to 1765 and encodes 567 amino acids. The record is from RefSeq and is a predicted model, not a curated record. Gene Ontology annotation, cellular component: external side of plasma membrane. The transcript has 6 exons.